AUGAAUAAUAAUUAUUUAAAAUUAUUUAUUUGUUUAUAUUUAUCAUUUUUUUUAACAAUUAUUGUAAAUGGUCAACAAUGUUGGAAUAAAGAUAAUUUAAGUUGGAGAAGUGGUGGUGAUCGUAAAUUAACAUUGAAUGGUGUAGAAAUUACAAUUCAAGGUAUUGCAUGGUUUGGUAUGGAAACUGGUACAUUUUCACCAGGUGGUUUACAAAGUCAAAGUGUUGAAUCAAUUUUAGAUAUUUUAGUUGCAACUGGUUUCAAUGCAUUACGUUUACCAUUUUCAGUUGAUAUGCUUAUUAAUAAACGUUAUCCAAAUCAUAUUAAUUAUAGUUUAAAUCCAAAUUUACAAGGUAAGACAGCACUUGAAGUAUUACAAUAUAUAACUUCUGAAUCUGGUAAACGUGGUAUUUUGAUUGUACUUGAACAACAUAGAUUUGAUCCAGCUGAUUAUAUUUCACCACUUUGGUAUACAACUGAAUGUUUUAAAAAUGUUGAUGGUGUAUGUAUAAAUUAUACUGAACAAAUGGUAAUUGAUUCUUGGAUUAAUUUAACAAAUUUAUUUAAACAAUAUUGGAAUUUAUGGGCAUUAGAUAUUAAAAAUGAACCACAUGACCCAGUUACAUGGGGUACUGGUAAUCCUUCAACAGAUUGGGAUAAAGCAUUUGUUAGAAUUGUAAAUCAAAUUGAUUCAUCAACAAAUUUCAAUGGUGUUUAUUUUAUUGAAGGUGUUCAAAAUAAUCAAGGAAUUUGUUCAAAUAUGUAUAAUAAUUGGUGGGGUGGUAAUAUGUCACCAGUAAGAUGUUUCCCAAUUUAUUUGAAUCAACCAAAUCGUGUUGUCUACGCUCCACAUACCUAUUGUUCAAGUGUUUUCGAUCAAGAAUUUUUCAAUGCUCCAGAUUAUCCAAAUAAUAUGCCAACCGUUUGGGACGCUGAAUUUGGUUUCUUGGCUGAUAAUGUUCCAACCAAUCAAUAUGCAGUUUUAUUAGGUGAAUGGGGUUGUAAAGUAAACACCACUAAAAAUUCAUUAUUUAUGGAUAGAUUCACUCAAUAUUUAAAUGAUAAAAAUAUGAAAUCACAUCUUUUCUUCUCUUUAAAUCCAGAUUCUGCUGAUACUGAUUCAAUUUUAUAUGAAGAUUGGAAAACUGUUAAUCAAAAAACAAUGAAUUAUUUAAGAAAAAUUAAUUCUUCACCUUCAAAAUUCACUCCAAAUGGUAAUCAAAUUUGUCUUGGUCAAGUUUCAACAAUUUCAACAAUUGGUAGUUCAACUACAACUGCUUCACAAUCAACAACAACAACAACAACUGGAACAGGUUCAACAACUAGUAAACCAACAACCACUGGUGGAUCAGGUUCAUCAACAACUACAACUAAACCAUCAACAACAACAACAACAACAACAACAACCACUGGUGGAUCAAGUACAACUGGAUCAUCAAAUGUUAAAGCAGUUAUUAAACAAACUAUUAGACAAACUUGGUUUGAUGGUACAAAUACAAAUACUUUGGUUGAUUGUACAUUAACCAAUCCAUCAAGUAGUCCAAUUCCUAUUCCAAGAUUUGCAAUUGAUAAAACUCCAUCAUCAUCUUGGGAAUUGAAUUUAGUUAGUUCAAAUAUUGUUUCAUUUACAAGUUGGAAUAACCAAAUUAGUCCUGGUCAAACUUUAUCAUUUGGUUAUAUUGUUUCUAGUAGUACUGUAAUUACAUUUACUCAAAUUUAA
Dictyostelium discoideum AX4 is the source of this 1719-nucleotide messenger RNA. RefSeq lists its product as hypothetical. Gene Ontology annotation, biological process: polysaccharide catabolic process. NCBI's taxonomy places the organism in Eukaryota, Evosea, Eumycetozoa, Dictyosteliales, Dictyosteliaceae. The coding region runs from base 1 to 1719 and encodes 572 amino acids. Gene Ontology annotation, molecular function: hydrolase activity, hydrolyzing O-glycosyl compounds; carbohydrate binding; cellulase activity. The transcript has 2 exons. The record is from RefSeq and is a predicted model, not a curated record.